AUGUCUUCCAGCUCGCACAGUCGCGGCAGCCAAGCCCAUGGCAUCCAGUCCACGGCCGUGGAGCAGCUGCACAACUUGCAGCCGCGAGCGACGGACAGAGCCCCAGAAAGAGAGAAGGCUGGUGGCGAUUGUUCAGAUCACAAUUCGCUCCAGAGGACGCUCACGGGGUAUUCGGCCAAAACUCUGAGCUGGAAGAAGCGUAUUCGCCAUGUUACGUGGGCAUAUUUCACCAGUACCAUGGCCACCGGUGGUUUGGCUAAUGUUCUAUACCAAGUCCCUUACCGUUUUCGCGGUCUCGAUACAAUUGGAAUUGUUGUCUUUUUGAUUAAUAUCGCCCUGUAUCUUUUCAUCUGGGGCCUGCUGAUUGCAAGAUUCUAUAAUUACCCCUAUACCUUCAAAGCUUCGUUUCUGCACCCCACCGAGUCUCUCUUCGUCCCCGCGUCGGUUGUGUCUUUCGGAACUAUCUUGAUUAACGUCUCCCAGUAUGGUCCACAAAAUGCGGGCUCGUGGCUGGUUGAGGCUGUCGGGAUCUUGUUUUGGUUUGAUGCUGCCCUUGCCGUGAUAUUGUCGGCGGGCAUAUAUCUUCUUCUGUGGUCGACUCAGACUUUCACCAUCGCCCAGAUGACCCCCAUUUGGAUUUUCCCUGCCUACCCUAUGCUUAUUAUUGGGCCACAUGCUGGCAUCUUGAGUGCUAAAUUAGACCCGGCCCGCUCACUACGCAUCAUCAUCGGAGGCACCACCAUUCAAGGUGUCGGGUUUCUGGUGUCCAUGAUGGUGUACUCGGCCUUUAUCUACCGCCUCAUGACGCAGAAGCUACCGAGGGAGAAUAGCCGACCGGGCAUGUUUGUUUCUGUCGGUCCAAGUGGCUUCACCGUAGCCGGUAUCGUGAACAUGGCCGCCAACGCGAAACGCUGUUUCCCCGCUGAUUUUAUGGGAAAUGGAGCUCUCGCCGCUGAUGUUUUGAAGGUGGUCGUUAACUUCGCUGCCCUGUGGUUGUGGGGCCUGGCCAUGUUCUUCUUUCUUAUUGCCAGCGCAGCCCACCUGUCUGCGAUUGGACCGGGCAAGAUGGUCUUUUCAAUGACCUGGUUCUCGUUUAUAUUUCCCAAUACUGCUUUGAUCACGGCUACAUUUGCCAUCGGCGAGGCAUUCUCAUGCAAGGCUAUCAACAUUUUGGGGCUAGUAGCGGUAUUCCCGUUGUUUCUGAUGUACUUCUUUGUGUGUUACAAGAUGUUGCGUGCUGUCUAUCUUCAUCAGAUCAUGUGGCCGCAGAAAGGCGAAGAUCGCGAUGAAGGUGGGUUUGAAAUCCACAACAUCAAACCAGAGGCUGAGGGCUCUGGCGAGAAUAUUAUGGUAUAA
This is a messenger RNA of Aspergillus puulaauensis, 1356 nucleotides long. RefSeq names its product tellurite-resistance/dicarboxylate transporter family protein. The transcript is spliced from 4 exons. NCBI's taxonomy places the organism in Eukaryota, Fungi, Ascomycota, Eurotiomycetes, Eurotiales, Aspergillaceae. The record is from RefSeq and is a predicted model, not a curated record. Gene Ontology annotation, biological process: malate transmembrane transport. Gene Ontology annotation, cellular component: membrane. Gene Ontology annotation, molecular function: malate transmembrane transporter activity. The coding region runs from base 1 to 1356 and encodes 451 amino acids.